AUGUUCAUACCACCUGUUCGAAAUGUAAAACAAUACUCAGCUGAUAGUGCUUAUUCGACAACAACAGGUGGUUCAGCUGAAUCCAAUUUCAGUCAACAAUCAUCAGAGAGUUUAGAUGGUGAUACACCGGAAGUACAAACAGCAGCUGUUGGCGGUCUAACUCCACCGAUAAAACCUCGUGAUCAAACACGUACAGCAAUUGAAGCACUUGAACGAUGUAAAACAAAACCAGUUGCUUUUGCUGUACGAACAAAUAUUGAUUAUAUACCUUCAUCCGACGAUCAAUGUCCUAUAGCUAAAGCAGCUAUUGCUUUUAGUACAAAAGAAUUUCUUCAUAUAAAAGAUAAAUUUAAUAAUGAUUGGUGGAUUGGACGAUUAGUUAAAGUUGAUGCUCCAUUAGGUUUUAUUCCAAGUCCAGCAAAAUUAGAAAUAAUACGUAUACAUGCCACUCGAAAAACUAAAAAUCCUUCACAAACACUUACCAAUACAAUACCACGCAUCAAAGCGUCUACACAAAGCUUAGAUGUCAUCGAUCAAAACAUUCCAGGAUUUGGUGAUGAUUUAUUGGGUAACGAUAUUGAUGGUGAUAAUCAUAGUCUUACAAAAUCAAGAUUAAAUAUUAAUGCGAACAAAGAUAAAAAGAAAAAUUUUUUCAAAAAGGCUGUAAACAUAACUCCGUAUGAUGUUGUACCAAAUAUGCGUCCUGUUGUCCUCGUUGGUCCAUCCCUAAAAGGCUAUGAUGUUACAGAUAUGAUGCAAAAAGCUGUUUUUGACUUUUUAAAACAUCGUUAUGAAGGUCGUAUCAUAAUAACACGUGUUACAGCUGAUAUUUCACUUGCUAAACGUGGUCUUUUAAAUAACCCAUCAAAAAUCGCACUUAUUGAACGUAGUGGAGCUGGUAGUGGUAUGAAUUCGCCGUUAGCAGCAGCUGGUAUGAGUCCAAUGGCAACCCGUGCAAAUGGUAUAAAAGAAGUUCAUGAUGAAAUUGAACGUAUAUUUGAAUUAGCACGAAGUCUACAAUUAGUUGUACUUGAUUGUGAUACAAUAAAUCAUCCAGCUCAAUUACAAAAAACAUCAUUAGCACCCAUAAUUAUCUAUUUAAAAGUUUCUUCACCCAAAGUUUUACAAAAAUUAAUAAAAUCACGUGGAAAAAGUCAACAUAGAAAUUUAAAUGUACAAUUAGUUGCUGCUGAUAAAUUAACACAAUGUCCAGCUGAUAUGUUUGAUUUAAUAUUAGAACAAAAUCAAUUAGAAGAUGCUUGCAAUACUUUAGCCGUGUUUUUGGAUAACUACUGGAAUGCUACACAUCCAAAAUUAGAUGAAAAAAAUGAAUUAAAUAAUGAUUCAACCCAUGUACCACCACGUCCAACAGCAACACUUAUUGCUCAUUUACCACAAACACAUCCAUCUGGAAAUGUACCUGUUGUAACAACAACUACACGUCUUCUUCCAUCAUCACCAUUACUUAAUGAUCUAACACAAUCACAAUUACCAAUAAAUCGUUAUGGAGCUGCAGGUGUAGGAGGAAAUCUUCAUCAACGACGACCAUCAGCAACUAAUUCGGAUUACUAUCGACAGCCAAUAUCAACACAACCUGUAUCUUCUGGGCCUGUUUAUGAUGACGAACGAUUUGCCCAUUAUGAAAUGACUAACUUUCGAUAG
This is a messenger RNA of Adineta steineri, 1662 nucleotides long. The record is from the annotation of a GenBank genome assembly. NCBI's taxonomy places the organism in Eukaryota, Metazoa, Rotifera, Eurotatoria, Adinetida, Adinetidae.